Molecule: messenger RNA, 737 nt
Organism: Mesitornis unicolor (brown roatelo)
Lineage: Eukaryota; Metazoa; Chordata; Aves; Mesitornithiformes; Mesitornithidae
Gene: MYD88
Product: myeloid differentiation primary response 88
Exons: 4
Biological process (GO): Toll signaling pathway; defense response to Gram-positive bacterium; MyD88-dependent toll-like receptor signaling pathway
Cellular component (GO): plasma membrane
Molecular function (GO): TIR domain binding; Toll-like receptor binding
Source: RefSeq, a predicted model, not a curated record
AGGAGGACUGCAAGAAAUACCUGCAGAGGAAGCGGGAGCAGGCUGAGCAGCCACUUCAAGUGCCAGCAGUGGACAGCAGCGUGCCGAAGACGCUGGAAAUGAUGGGCAUCACCACCAGGGAUGAUCCCUAUGGGAGCAAAACAGAGAUGUUUGAUGCCUUCAUCUGUUACUGUCAGAAAGACCUUGAGUUUGUCCAGGAGAUGAUCAGGGAGCUGGAACAAACAGAGUUCAAGCUGAAGCUCUGUGUGUUUGACCGCGACGUCUUGCCAGGAACAUGUGUGUGGUCCAUCAGCGGAGAACUGAUCGAGAGGAGGUGUCGGAGGAUGGUGGUCGUCAUUUCAGAUGAUUACCUGGAAAGCAAAGAAUGUGAUUUUCAGACCAAAUUUGCUCUUAGUCUUUCCCCAGGUGCUCGUCUCAAACGGCUGAUUCCAGUCAAGUACAAAACCAUGAAGAAUGAGUUUCCAAGUAUCCUGCGGUUCAUCACAAUCUGUGACUACACCAAUCCUUGCACCAAAAAGUGGUUCUGGAUGAGACUGGCAAAAUCCCUCAUGCUGCCGUGACGCAGUCACGAGAGCCGGGUGCUUUUUUGUCAUCUGUCCUGGCUGUGCCUUCGGAGCGUGGUCGUUCACACAGGAUCUUUUGCCACUUCAGACCCUGGAUCCUUGCAGUUGGUGCUUGGAGCCUGCGACCGGGAGCAAAGGAUUUCCUUUAGCACUUUUUAUAACUUGGAAGGGGAA